GUAGGUGCGAGUACAACCGGGAGACCUUGCAGCGGUGUGAAAAUAAUAAAUCAGAAUUGUUACUGUCCGAGGAAGGACGGGAAGAAGACAUGACAGUUUCUGCAGAGAAAAGUGAAAUACCACUACUCGAGGACUACAUCCGCCUGAACAAGAUUAAUCUCUCGAUUCUAGGUCUCUGGCCACUGCCCGACGGUGCACCAAAAUGGCGACAGGCUCUGCAAUUCUUUCAGAACAUCGUAGUUUUCAUUUUGUUUUCUAUGCUUUAUUUCCCCGCAAUCGUUGACCUCUACAUGUACAAAGGAGACAUCCAAAUGAAUGCUGAUAAUUUGUGUACCACUAUGACGAUGUGCGCUGUUAUUACGUACAUACCGUACUUCGCGCUCAGGAGGAAAACCCUGAAGGUGAUUCUACGGGCGAUGGAGUCGAAUUGGAACCGUUCUAUGGAUCUAACGGCGCCGAAAAUUCAUCGAGAUAUUCUUUUACGAGCUGUUAAGUUUUCCAAGACAUUCACCAGGUGGUAUAGCUUUACCAUAUACGUGACCUGUUCGCUAUACAUGUUCAGUCCACUCGUCAUUCCCGCGGUCUCGCAGACUGAGACUGUGAGAAGACAGCCACUACGCGCUUGGUAUCCCAUUAACCAGACCUCGGAAGUCAUCUACACAGUAAUUUAUGUGUCGCAGGUCGUCGGUGGAGCGAUUUCCAGUAUAGGAAGCGUUUCGGUAGACGGUCUCUUCCUCGUGAUGAUGCGUCUAUUUUGCGCUCAGCUACGUAUUUUUCAAUACGAACUGACAACGCUCGGCACUUCGACGACUAAUUGCAAAUCAAACUCUUCUACCACUCAUUUACGUAUGAAUACAACUACGAGCGACGUUGAGCUUCUCCAAAGGAUGAAAAAUAUCAUCGAGGACCAUCAAUCACACAUUCAAAACGCUGACAAUAUUAGAUCUCUUUACAACGUGGUAUGUCUCGUGCAGCUGGUCGUAAGCAACGUCGUCAUCUGCGUGAUUGGAUUCCAGCUGAUCUUCUACCUGGACUCCCGGGGAUUGGACUUGGUGAAAUACGUGAUGUACAUUCAGGCCGUCCUCCUGCAAAUUUAUAUCUACUGUUCGCUGGGGGAUGAUCUUAUGACCGAGAGCACCAGGGUUGGACAGGCUGCCUACGAUUGUCCUUGGACGAAUUACCCAGCCUCCGUGAAGGGCUGCCUCCUGGUGAUGACCAUGCGCUCCCAGCAACCGCUCCUCAUCACUGCUGGGAACCUCUACAUCAUGUCGAUGGAGAAUUUCGCCGCGAUUCUCAAGACUUCGCUUUCCUACUUGUCGGUGCUUCGUGCGAUGUGCGACGACGGCCUCUCGGAUUGAUAUUAAAUACGAAGCAAACGUCUCUCAGCGAUGCCGAUAUUUUGCUACUCUUGAUAACUGACCUGAGCUUACAAGUAUAAUACUUUGGAAUUUCAUUCUGUACUGUCAUCGGUAGUUUAACGCAUCGAUAUACGUCGAUUGCACACAUCGGUAUUGAAAAUCUUAUAUAGGGUGCAUUCGAAUAUUGCAAUGAUUUAUCAAUAUCGAGUUAUAAGUUCAGACUGAAGAGAAAAGUUCUGUAAAAGCGAUGAAAGUUGUUUUAAAAUUUUUCAGCGAAAUGUUCCAGUCAAUUCAUCGUCGUGUUCUGCGUAAGUACAAUUACUUUGGCUUGUGAAAUUUAAUAAUAGUUAUAUGCUCGAUGUGUGGACAGGAUGGGAUUUGCUGUGAAAUUAGGGGAAAUAAUAUAUUAGUUUGAUGUGUAUAUAAGUCUAGAUUGAACUGCGGUUUCGUAGAAUAAAAUUU
Messenger RNA from Diprion similis, 1820 nucleotides. RefSeq names its product odorant receptor 13a-like. Lineage: Eukaryota; Metazoa; Arthropoda; Insecta; Hymenoptera; Diprionidae. The transcript is spliced from 7 exons. The record is from RefSeq and is a predicted model, not a curated record. Gene Ontology annotation, biological process: detection of chemical stimulus involved in sensory perception of smell; sensory perception of smell. Gene Ontology annotation, cellular component: plasma membrane. The coding region runs from base 90 to 1358 and encodes 422 amino acids. Gene Ontology annotation, molecular function: odorant binding; olfactory receptor activity.